CGGUCCUUACGAAAGCUAGAGUGGCAUCGAUGGUAGUGACGAUAGUUUUCGGGAGUGCAAGACGAUAUGGUGAAGCUCCUGGGAGCGAAGAUAUUGCCGGAAAAUUUUGCAAGGGAAUAAAAAAUUCCGAAGGCGAGAAUUUUUGGAAGAAAAUUGUCGCGUGAACCUUCUGGAAGCGAGAGUGAAUUUUCCGAGGACAAACUUUCCGGGGACGAAUUUACCCCACACGAUUUGGACACGUAUUACAAUCAGUGAUUAGCUAAAAUGCAUUAUCAUUUAAAGAUGAAACCUAAUACGUUAGACAUCACAUAUUAAAUAAGGAAAAAUAUGAUGAAUGUUUGUAAUUGUGUUGCCAUUAUAUGAAUAUCAGGGAUGAGAAAUGCAUAAAAUGGAAGAAAAUAGUUUAAUAGUCGAGAGCAAUGGCAACCAUUACAAUGUCGUGGACUUUCUCAAGAAUCAUCCAGGCGGGCGUAAUUACGUUGAAUUUUCCAAAAAUCAGGAUGUUGUCAGCAAAAUGGAGAAAACUCAUCAUUCCAAAUCAGCAUUUUAUUUGUUACGGGAAUAUAAAGUUGGAGGGCGUGACGAAAAAAAUAACAACGGCGAAGAAGACUUAGAGAAACUAGUUGAUUGGAACAAGCCAAUGCUCUGCCAAGUGGGUAGCCUUGGAAGUAGAUAUAUGGAAUGGGUCACUUCACCUGUUGAUCGAAAAUUAAGAUUAUUCGCGAACCCUCUCAUAGAGGGGCUUAGCAUAACACCUUGGUAUGUUGUCCCACUCGUCUGGACCCCCAUUAUUUCCUACAUGAUUUAUUGUGGUAGUUUGCACUAUAUAGAAGUAACAUCAGAUCCAUGUCCUAUUGUGCCUGUUAUAAUCUUUUUGUGCCUUGGAAUUUUGAUAUGGACUCUUUUUGAAUACUGUCUGCACCGAUGGGUGUUUCACAUAGAACCAUCGGGAUCUUCACAAGUAUUGAUUUAUGUACACUUUGCUAUGCAUGGAUUACACCACAAGGUGCCUUUCGAUUCGACGAGACUGGUUUUCCCACCUGCCCCCGCAGCACUUAUCGGCGCCGUAUCAUACAAUGUACUGAAGUUAGUACUUCCAUCAUCAAUUAAACUAUUGGUAUUUGGAGGUGGGCUAUUAGGUUACGUCAUUUAUGAUAUGAUUCAUUUUUACUUACACUAUGGAGCACCAGAAGAAGGGACGAUCCUCUACACUAUGAAACGUCAUCACAAUCAACACCACUUCGCUCGUCACGAUAAAGGUUUUGGGAUCAGCAACCUGUUCUGGGACAGAAUUUUCGGAACAUUAAUACUUUUAAGAAAAUUAGCGUUUGGAAUCAAGUGGGGAAAACCGAUUAAAACAAGCUAACCUUCGUUGUUGUGUUCGUAUCCGCCAGCUAGUUUGCGACGUUGUUUAAUUAUAUUUUUAUAUCGUUUCGUAUUAUUAAACUUAACAUAGAGCGUU
This is a messenger RNA of Photinus pyralis (common eastern firefly), 1462 nucleotides long. RefSeq names its product fatty acid 2-hydroxylase (gene Fa2h). Lineage: Eukaryota; Metazoa; Arthropoda; Insecta; Coleoptera; Lampyridae. Bases 380 to 1366 code for a protein of 328 amino acids. Gene Ontology annotation, molecular function: heme binding; iron ion binding; fatty acid 2-hydroxylase activity. Gene Ontology annotation, cellular component: membrane; endoplasmic reticulum. The transcript is spliced from 7 exons. Gene Ontology annotation, biological process: lipid biosynthetic process; fatty acid metabolic process. The record is from RefSeq and is a predicted model, not a curated record.